AUGGAGGGAAAACAAGAUAUGAGCGAUAGUGAGGGUCCUCUAAUAGACGACAACAUCAUAAGAAUCCAGUUAAGAAAACCUGGUCAAAGAAAAUGGGAGCUACGAACGAGAAACCACUCCCCCAGUGUGAAAUUUCCUAUUAUACAACUUUUCGAUAGCGAUGGAAAUUUGCUAGUCGAAACAAAUGACGAAAACAUAUCAAUUAAAAGUUCUGAUUUUGAAGAGCAUCCUUUACAAACCACUCAUUCGUUACAAGAGAAAGAUUUUAGGCAUUAUAUUAAUAAAAAUGGCAUUAGAAAAAAUAACACUAUAACAGGUUUUAAGAUAUAUACACGUGUAUACAAAACACCCCCAGUAACAGAUGAUAAUGCCAAGAACUGUAAUAAAAGUUACGUCAUACGAGAUGAUAGUAGUGUUGUAAACAUUCCAAGUAAACUCACAUUAAACAACAACUCAACAAAUUUACAUACAAAUAGUCUAGAGACCAGCCCGUUUCAGUCCGAGGGUAUUAGUGACAUAAGCAGUUACAAAAGUUCCGACAAUGAAACUUGUGAUCUUGAAAAAGUAACCCAACAAAAUGAACUAAACAAAACUUUGAGUCCAAUUGAAAAUGAUGCUAUCGCAAAUAAGGGCUCAAACUAUUCCUCGAUCUCUUCCUUGAGCGACGCAAAUCCAUCAUCAAACGACGAUAAAAAAAAUGACGUAUGCGAAAUUGGUUUACAUAAAUCUCGAUCAUUCAAUGACAGUGCGCUGAGAGAUGCGUCAAAUGAAACCGGAGGGGUUACAUUAUCGCGCUCCAAGUCUGGAGCUGCUUACAAUCCGCCACACAAUAAGAUAUCUUUCCUGAACACUUACUUAAAAAGCUUGCCCGCCAGAAUGAACUCUUAUCCGGAUUGGUUUACUUUGCAGCGGCGGCGAACAAUUGAAUCUCCACAAAAUUCACGGGUGCCAGUGAGAAGGUGCGAAUUGCCUAAAAUCUCUUUGGAAAAAAUCCAAUGCCCCUGUAAAAUGGACGAUAACACGUCCGACAAUGAAUUCAUUAAUAUUCCAACAGACUACGCCGCAGACUUUGAAAUGAAAAAACGCUUGAAAAUGUUUAGACGUGGGUUAUCGGAAAUCGAGCCGGGGUACAGGGAUCGAACCGUAUUUACAGAAGAUCGGAGGCACUCGGUGAGUGGAAUGGUGAGGGCCGCCCAUACUUCGUCCUCAGAAAGUGUAGAUGAGGCUGACGUAGUGCUCAGUCGUUUGAAGAGGAGGAUACUCAAGAACAAGAUUAGGGAGAAAAGACGGAGCCUCGGCGAGAAAUUUCAAUUAGGUAAGUAUCGUUUUACUCGUUCGACCUAA
This is a messenger RNA of Diatraea saccharalis (sugarcane borer), 1344 nucleotides long. NCBI's taxonomy places the organism in Eukaryota, Metazoa, Arthropoda, Insecta, Lepidoptera, Crambidae. The record is from the annotation of a GenBank genome assembly.